Molecule: messenger RNA, 777 nt
Organism: Scedosporium apiospermum
Lineage: Eukaryota; Fungi; Ascomycota; Sordariomycetes; Microascales; Microascaceae
Exons: 4
Coding region: 1-777 (258 amino acids)
Source: RefSeq, a predicted model, not a curated record
AUGGCUGCCACGCUAGGCUGGAGCGUCUUUGCGCUCCUAGCCGCAAGGGCCCUCGCCCACGGAGGUCUGAACAACUACACAGUUGGCGAGACGUGGUAUCGCGGCUACGACCCCAACGCCCCGGCUGAAGAACAAGUAGGUCAACCAUGGAUGGUCCAACGCGCCUGGGCCUCCAUCGACCCCGUCUUCGACUACGACUCCGAUUACCUCUCCUGCAACGACCCCGGAACCUCGGCCUCUUCCUACAUCGACAUUGCUGCCGGCGAUAACAUCACAGCCAUAUAUUGGUAUUGGCUGCAUCCGACGGGGCCCAUGGCCGUGUGGCUUGCCGAGUGCGGAGAAUCCUGCGCGGAGGUUGAUCCGAAGGAGUUGAACUGGUUCAAGAUCUGGCACGCCGCCCUCGUGGACGACGGCUCCCUCGGCCUGGCAGAAAGCACAUGGUACCAAAAGGCCUUCCAAAACUGGCAAGGUCUCGCCGCCCAAUGGCCCAUCACCAUCCCCUCAAACCUCAAGCCGGGACUCUACAUGAUUCGCCACGAGAUCAUCUCUAUCCACGUCGCGUAUAAGCCUCAAUGGUAUCCCGAGUGCGCACACUUGAAUGUUACGGGCGAGGGGGUUGCGUUGCCCAGCGAGGAGUGGUUUUAUAAAUUUCCUGGCGCGUACUCUGAGGACGAUCCCCUGGUGUUUUUGGACAUUUACUCUGAGGAGUGGACGGACCCUGUAAAUGCAGCAAAGUAUACGCCGCCUCUUGGUCCCGUGUGGACGGGCGAGGAAUGA